AUGACCAUGAGCUACUACUCUUCGGACUCGGAGCUGGCGCUGAUGGCGCCAGUUGAUGACAGCAUGGAACACUUGUUCCCCGCCAGCUCAUGUCAAUCUCCUCCGAGCAUCCUAUACUCUCCACCUCUACACCACAUGGCACAACCACCGCCGACUACCUUACCUAGCAACGGAGCCAUCUUUGCAUACCCACACGACUAUCGACAAAUCAUGGACUCCCCAUACCCAUCGCACACUCCAUGGUCCGGCCACUCUUCUCCCAUGGCUCUUCCUCAGAUCCCUGCAUACUCGUACCCUACCUACACCACAAGUAUGACCACAGCAACAACUCUCGCACCUGAUUCUGGUUUCAUGCCUCAAUACUAUGGUGGAUCGCGGCCGUCGAGAUCACACUCCGCUUCGUCCUCGAUAGGCUUGGGCCUCUCAUCCAACGCUCCUUCAGAAAGAUCACCGCCCUCUCUGUCCCGCUCGCUGUCACCAACCUCACCCGACCUCCGAGCAUAUGGUUUUCCGAACAAGAAUGGGACGUGGAGUUGCUCUUACCCUGGGUGCACUUCGAGAGCUGUCUUUACUCGCGGAUGCGACUUGAGGAAGCACCACAAACGUCACACCAAGUCUUUCUUUUGCCGUCACGCUGAUUGCCCACAAGCAACAGGUGGAGGCUUCUCCAGCAAGAAGGAUCUCGCGCGACACGAGGCAAAACACAACCCUGGAGUGCUUUGCGACUGGGACGGCUGUGACAGGGUAUUCAGCCGUGUAGACAACAUGUGUGCUAGUAGCAUGCAUACCUUUCUACCGUCGCAUCCUUCAGCGCAGCUCGAGUUCAUCCGCGACCCAGCACUAGGCACGACCAUUACCGUCUGCUUGGCUGACAUUAUCGACAAAGAAAAGAUCCCCCGGGCAUCCUAUUCAAACGACUUUUACGCAUUGUAG
Molecule: messenger RNA, 933 nt
Organism: Parastagonospora nodorum SN15
Lineage: Eukaryota; Fungi; Ascomycota; Dothideomycetes; Pleosporales; Phaeosphaeriaceae
Exons: 2
Coding region: 1-933 (310 amino acids)
Source: RefSeq, a predicted model, not a curated record